AUGAUCGGUUCCAGCAUCUCGUUUGGUUUAAACAUGUGGGCUGGUAUUCAUGGCCGUGGUGCUUCAGGAAAUGCCGAAGCAAGGCUGAAUGAAACUGCAGUCGCUUCAGCACGACAAUGCGCCCAGCCUCACUACGCUCGAGCGGUUAGAGAUCAUUUGAACGAGUCGCUUUCCGCAACCGAGAACCGCGAAGCCGACGAUGAGUUAGAAAUUGAAGCUUUCGUGCAUUUGAACCCUGUUUAUGCAGGAAUUGUUCCAUUAGUCAUAGCUUUAAGGAAAACAAUUAAAGAAUGA
Messenger RNA from Pieris macdunnoughi, 294 nucleotides. The record is from the annotation of a GenBank genome assembly. NCBI's taxonomy places the organism in Eukaryota, Metazoa, Arthropoda, Insecta, Lepidoptera, Pieridae.